Dentiscutata erythropus is the source of this 369-nucleotide messenger RNA. Lineage: Eukaryota; Fungi; Glomeromycota; Glomeromycetes; Diversisporales; Gigasporaceae. The record is from the annotation of a GenBank genome assembly.
AUGUGUCUCGACUGUGCUAAUGACAAAUUAUUACAAUUGAAUUAUUGUGCAAAUUUCAUUUGUUUUAUAUCUGGCUGUGGAAAGAAAAUGACUCUUGCUAAUAUUUUAGAAAUUACCAAAACGAAGGCUUUCUCAGAUCCUACAAGUCAAAAACACGUUGAUGAUAAUGGCAAUGCUGCUGAUAUCACUGCAAAAAAAAUGACUUGCUGUAAACAUAAGAUUCCAUGGCAUUAUGGACAAAUGUGCGAUGAAUAUGAUAAAAAUAUAUAUUGUUCUGGAUGUGGUUUUCCUUUCCAACCAACCAAUGAUGGAAGAACUUGUAAUAAUGUUUACUGUCCUUUUAAUGGAUGUAAUCAAAAAAUUUGCAGA